Trichoderma harzianum CBS 226.95 is the source of this 168-nucleotide messenger RNA. RefSeq lists its product as hypothetical. The transcript has a single exon. NCBI's taxonomy places the organism in Eukaryota, Fungi, Ascomycota, Sordariomycetes, Hypocreales, Hypocreaceae. The record is from RefSeq and is a predicted model, not a curated record. The annotation marks the transcript as partial.
AAAAAAGAGAGGCAAAAAACAUACAACAGCCGGUGUUCGCUGAUGGUCUCCCACUCAACUACUAAUCUGCCGGUUAGUGGCUUGUCUCUGGGGGAGCAGACGAGACCCCGAAUUUUCCACUACCUAUGGUCGUAUGUGGAGGUUGACGGACUCUAUUCAACUUAUAUA